Molecule: messenger RNA, 597 nt
Organism: Funneliformis caledonium
Lineage: Eukaryota; Fungi; Glomeromycota; Glomeromycetes; Glomerales; Glomeraceae
Source: the annotation of a GenBank genome assembly
AUGUUAUCAUAUUUUAAUGUAGCUCAUAAAAGGCGUCAUUAUAUUCUUCGAUAUGCGUGGCAAGAUCAUUUUUCUGCUCCUGUGAAUCAACAUUUGAUCUCUGAUGCUAACGUACUUGAAAUUGGAUGUAGUGUGGGAUCAUGGAUACUUGAUAUGGCUUCAGAGUAUCCAAAUUCCCAAUACACAGGAGUUGAUAUAAUAUCGAAUUUUCUAUCGGACAUAAAGCCCCCUAAUGCAAAUUUUCAAAUAGGAAUUGCUUUACAUUUACCAUUUGAAAAUGAAACGUUUGACUUCAUACAUUUCGGCCCUGAUCUAUCUUGCUUGAACCUCAACGUUGGCAACGAGUCAUUUAGAAUUUUAAUUUUUGAGAUAACAAAAAGAUCACGACAUCCAUUCCCACAUUCUCCACAAGAAGAAUUACUUGUUGAUGACAGUUUUGGGGGGCGACUAAUGAAGACCUCGAAAAAUGUAAUGAGAACGACUUUGGGUAGGAGUUAUGAGAUAGCCGCUGGUGUUUUGGUUAUGGAUUCAACUCCACCAUACUAUGACUAUAAAAAUAAAGCGAAAGAUUUUGCGAGGACGUUAAAGGAUAUUUGA